This is a messenger RNA of Owenia fusiformis, 702 nucleotides long. The record is from the annotation of a GenBank genome assembly. NCBI's taxonomy places the organism in Eukaryota, Metazoa, Annelida, Polychaeta, Sabellida, Oweniidae.
CUCACUUCAACCAUAAUUAUCGUAAUCGUAGAGUUUUACAAACACAUAGUACUUUGACCUUGUUGAAUGUUCUAUAUAACACAAGUAGUUGGGUCUCCUAAUUAACAUACAUUACAAUUGUUCAGAUCAAAAAUGAUUCGCCCACUAGUGCCCUUGACAGCCAUAGCCUUCUGCUUUAGUUUGACAUCAGCACAAGUGGUUUAUAGGUGCAAUUGUGCAUUAUUCCGGGAAAAUGGUUUCCUGGAUGAGGUCAAUCCAUUACUAGAUAACUUAGGCGCCACCUUUAUUGAUCUUGGUGAGCGUACAGAGUGUAACAAUGGGGAUUUGACGACAUGCGACCAAUAUUGUAGACAAUACAUAAAAGAUGAGGGAUUUUUUCUUGGAUUUGAUAGUAUCAGAGACGGGACAGAAACUUAUGGAGAGCACUUCUGCGAACAAACAGGUUUAUUGAACCCAAAUGACUUGCCUAUAGAGACCCCAGGAAAUCCUGUGUUCGCCUUCUCCCGUAUGGAGCAAUGUACAACGAUUGAUACAACCUGGUUCACUUUCCCAGAUUCUCAGUUUGAUCCACCAUUCAAUCUUUGCUGCGAUGCAGCGGGACAAUAUGUACCAUGUAACUGAGUUUGAGACACCAAUGUCUGCAUCAGAAUAUUUGACAUGUCAUCAGUUUGAUACAUCAAUACAUAUAUUGAAACAAGAAAA